AGAAGCGAACCUAAAAGAACACGUGUGCUACUUACUUGCAACAAUAUGGCGCCGCGCAGAGAAUUUCGAUUUAACCUCAAUUCGACAAAAGUAUCGAAGAAAAAUACCAAAAAAUGGUAUGAGAAUUACUUAGAAUGGGGAAAAUUAAGUUCCUUAUUCACAGAUCCAAGAAAAUUGUUUUUAAUUGGAAGACUGUUUAUCAUUUUGGAAAUCAUUCUAAACAUAUUGAUUAUCGAAAAGAUACCAUAUACAGAAAUCGACUGGAAAGCAUAUAUGCAAGAAGUCGAGGGCUUUUUGAAUGGAACGUUGGAUUACUCGAAAUUGAAAGGUGACACUGGACCAUUAGUCUACCCUGCAGGAUUUGUUUAUAUAUUUUCUAUAUUGUACUUCAUCACGGAACAUGGAACAAAGAUAAAAAUAGCACAGUAUUUCUUUGCAGUUCUAUAUAUUGUGCUACUCACAUUAGUUUUUCGAAUUUAUACGAAAACUAAAAAAGUUCCUCCGUAUGUUUUGAUCAUUAUGUGUUGUACAUCUUAUAGAGUUCAUUCUAUAUUUACCUUAAGACUUUUUAAUGAUCCAGUUGCAAUGGUGUUGUUAUUUGCUAGUCUGAACGCAUUUCUAGAUGACCAAUGGUAUUUAGGCAGUAUUUUUUAUAGUAUGGCUGUGUCUGUAAAAAUGAAUAUUUUACUAUUUGCACCAGCACUUCUCAUAGUUUACAUAUGUAAUUUAGGAAUACUCAAGACAAUAAUACACUUACUUAUAUGUGCCUUAAUUCAGUUAGUAUUAGGUCUUCCUUUUCUACUUAAUAAUCCAUUUGCAUAUAUAAAAGGUGCUUUUAAUCUUGGAAGGAUUUUUGAGUUUAAAUGGACAGUAAAUUGGAGGUUUUUACCAGAACAUAUUUUUGUCCAUUCAUAUUUUCAUGUAUCAUUGUUAGUGUUGCAUAUAUUAACUUUAAUUUACUGUACAUCAUCAUGGAUAAAAUAUAUGAAGUCGUAUGCAAAAUUAAAGUAUAUGGAAAAAAAAUUGCAACCUCAACUAAAAAAGAAAGAGAAAGUAGAUAUGUCUACGAUGAGUCAAUUAUUUAUUUUUCCAAUGUUUGCUGCAAAUUUUAUUGGUGUAACUUUUAGUAGAUCAUUGCAUUAUCAAUUUUACAUAUGGUAUUAUCAUACAUUGCCCUAUAUUGCAUGGUGUACAGACUAUAAGACUGUAAUAAAAUUAACAAUUUUGGGCAUAAUAGAAUUAUGCUGGAACACUUAUCCAAGCACCGUGUUCAGCAGCAUUUCAUUACAUAUAUGCCAUUUGAUGUUGUUAUUUGGUUUUAUGAAACAUAAAUCUAAAACUGAGAAAGGAAAAUAAAUAAUAAAUAAUUUUUGUAUAAUA
This is a messenger RNA of Bombus pyrosoma, 1380 nucleotides long. RefSeq names its product lethal(2)neighbour of Tid protein (gene Alg3). NCBI's taxonomy places the organism in Eukaryota, Metazoa, Arthropoda, Insecta, Hymenoptera, Apidae. Gene Ontology annotation, molecular function: dol-P-Man:Man(5)GlcNAc(2)-PP-Dol alpha-1,3-mannosyltransferase activity. The coding region runs from base 46 to 1356 and encodes 436 amino acids. Gene Ontology annotation, cellular component: endoplasmic reticulum. The transcript has a single exon. The record is from RefSeq and is a predicted model, not a curated record.